AUGACGUCUAUUAUACUACUACAAUGUAUUACUGCAUAUGUUAUAGUUUCAAUCACCGCGUCUACAGUGAAGUGGCUUCCAAAUUCUAGUUUCAUGUUAGCAGAGAACUACAAGGACGGAAAACUUCCUUGCUCCAAGCAAACCGUGGUAUUUCCUGAAUUAGUAAUUGGUGCCAUCAAAGUUGCAUCCGAAACUGAAGUUAGCGGUUUGAUUUUGCCCGAAGAAGGUGAACUUAUAUUAGACGAUUUGAUAAUGCUUGGUGCUGAUCCUUCAGAUAAAAAUUGUACAGACGGCAACGCCUACUACGUCGAUAAGUCAUCAGCGGCGUGGAAUCAAGCGGAUGUGUGGAGCUCCCCAAGGUUUAAUGAUGCAACUCCGGAUUCCGACAGAAUCCCAUGUUUUAACGACGUUGUUCAGUUUCCACAAGAUGCUAAAAUAACUGUGACUUUACCAAAAGAAACGCAACACGUCAAGGCUCUUUAUAUUGGAAAUGAAAGCUACUCCACUGAAGAUUUUAGAAUACGUGUACUGGAUGAAUCUAAUCAAAGACAACAGUUCGUUUUGAAUGACUUUUCUGACACUGGUCUGGCAAUCAAUACGCCAAUGAGCUGUACAGCAUUUGGAUGUCCAUGUCAAAUUGUUCCAAUGACGAUCGAUUGCUCUGUAAAAUACUGCCAAAUGCCUAACUGUUUGGAUGCUAUCAAGCCACUUGGAUUUUGCUGUGAAAUUUGCGGCGGUUCUAUAUUGUUUGAUGCUAAUAAAGGGUUUGAUAUGUUGGCUUUCCACCAAUUUGUUGAAAAAUAUACAACAGAAAAUCAUAUUUACUAUAUAGGUUUCGCCCCUGAGGCGCCUAUUAGACGAAUACAGCUUGUCAUCGUCGAUAAAGGAGGUUACGUAGGGACCAGUACGGAAGUCAUCAAUUCUAUCCACUAUGAUAUGGAAGGUCACUGGUACAAAGGGGAAAGGGUUCUGCAGAUAAGCGGUACUCCUUUAAGUAAGACAAGUUUGGCUGGAAAAAUCUUUAUAUCCAUGUUUUUCGCGGUGAUUUUAACAUUUUUCGGGUUUUAUGUAUAUUAUUAUAAAAUGGGUGAUUUAAGAUAUCCGCUGUUCUCUCGCAGCGCAACUCUUAAUAUAAUGUCGAGAUUCCAGAGAAGAUCAGACAGUGUGGUGAGUUUGACGAGAAGAGACUCUGUGAUCAGUACAGCUACAGGUGCCACUGCGUUUAGGAAUCCAAUGUAUGAUUCUAAAAGGGGGCGUGUGCAAGUUGUUGAAACUAUGACAGAUGAUUGA
Messenger RNA from Arctia plantaginis, 1290 nucleotides. Lineage: Eukaryota; Metazoa; Arthropoda; Insecta; Lepidoptera; Erebidae. The record is from the annotation of a GenBank genome assembly.